Phasianus colchicus (ring-necked pheasant) is the source of this 1060-nucleotide messenger RNA. RefSeq names its product CXXC repeat containing interactor of PDZ3 domain (gene CRIPT). NCBI's taxonomy places the organism in Eukaryota, Metazoa, Chordata, Aves, Galliformes, Phasianidae. Gene Ontology annotation, cellular component: dendrite. Gene Ontology annotation, molecular function: PDZ domain binding; microtubule binding. Gene Ontology annotation, biological process: cytoplasmic microtubule organization. The record is from RefSeq and is a predicted model, not a curated record.
CCUUAGACGGGACGCCGGCCGCCCGGCAACGGGAUGGCGUCAGCUCCGGGGCGGGUCCGGAAGAGGCGGCUGUUGUGCUGAGCCGCCAUGGUGUGCGAGAAGUGUGAGAGGAAGCUGGGCACGGUGAUCACUCCUGAUACGUGGAAGGAUGGGGCGAGAAACACCACAGAAAGCGGUGGCCGAAAGCUGAACGAAAACAAGGCAUUGACCUCAAAGAAAGCAAGGUUUGAUCCUUAUGGAAAGAACAAAUUUGCAAUAUGUCGUAUUUGUAAGAGUUCUGUCCAUCAGCCUGGGUCUCACUACUGUCAAGGAUGUGCCUAUAAAAAAGGCAUCUGCUCAAUGUGUGGCAAGAAGGUCUUGGAUACGAAGAACUACAAGCAAACUUCUGUCUAAUUACAUUGAUCAGUUUUUCAUGAACUUCUGACUUCUGCAUCUUUGUACAUUUACCUUUGUCCAAUAUUGUUGAUGAAUAUUACUUUCUGGAAGAUAAUACACUUACUUGGAAUGAGUUUAGGGGAGAAGACAGCCUGGCUGUUUCUGUAGAAAUGAACACGAUAUUUGAUUUUUGUUGUUCCAGCGCUAAUGUUAAUAUUUAAAGGUAAUGGUUUGCAGCAGCUGAUACAGCUCAAAAUGGUAGGUUGAAACUGUGUUACUAUCAUACUAUCAUCCUUGAGAUUAGCACUUAUUGUUCUGUUGUCCUGUCUUGAAUCUUCUGCUUGUCUGGUGGUAAUACUUAACAGGUACAUAAAAUAUGAGCUUAUAUCACGUCUUUAGAGUACUAUCGUUAAUUAGUCUGUGCUUAUAGGUAUUUAUAUUUUUACUCAUCCCUAACCAUUAUGUCCUGCACUUUGAAGUGCUCAUUUUCAGAGCUUAAUUCUAUUGUUCUGAUCCAACAGUAGGGUUUGUUGAAUCGCAAGCUGUUAAACUACUGAAAUGCAGUGUGUUGCUGCAAAAGUAAGAACUGGCAGAGUAAGAUUGAUUAGCUAUUCCCCUGUCAAAUCCUAAGUAGAUUUUGGAUACGGCAUCUGGUGGCCCAAGGCAAUAAAAUAAUGAGCAUCAA